Messenger RNA from Amborella trichopoda, 462 nucleotides. The record is from RefSeq and is a predicted model, not a curated record. Lineage: Eukaryota; Viridiplantae; Streptophyta; Magnoliopsida; Amborellales; Amborellaceae.
CUGGCCCAGAAGCCAACCUCAGGCCCCCCACCAACUGUUGAUAGCUCGAAGCAGGUUCCUGCAGGCAUCCAUGGCAACACUGCCAACAACUACUUCCGUGCUGAGGGCCAAAACAGUGGCAACUUCAUUACGGAUCGGCCUUCUACCAAGGUGCACUCAGCCCCUGGUGGAGGCUCCUCUCUUGGUUAUCUCUUUGGUAAUGGUGGCAGCAACUGAAGAGUUGCUGUCUCGCAAUCUGCAAGUGUUUUCCGUUGUCUCGACAGUAGACAAGAACAUUUGCAGUUUUAUUAUGUUUCUCUAAAAAUCUUGUGGGUGUUUAUUUGAUGUAAUAUAUGGCAACAAUGCUUGAAAUUAUAUAUCAUUAGCUCUAGACCCAUUUGGGAGGCCCUUGAAAAAGCCUAAGUUGGUUCUUUAUUUGAUGAAAAUCGAAUUAGGUUCUCUGACUGAUAUUAUCAAGUAGUA